Messenger RNA from Triticum urartu, 897 nucleotides. RefSeq lists its product as uncharacterized. The record is from RefSeq and is a predicted model, not a curated record. Lineage: Eukaryota; Viridiplantae; Streptophyta; Magnoliopsida; Poales; Poaceae.
UUCAUUCCCAGUUUUGCAAACACAGAGCACGCACACCAACUCGUGUGUGCCGAGAUGGAGAGAAGCGCGGGUGGCGGCGACGAUUCGGCGAGGGCCGUCGGCAUGUGUGACCGACUCCUGACCUUCCUCGCCAAGAACCUGUCGAUGAACAGGCCGAGGAGCAUCACCGAGGGGCCAAGAGACGCCGGCGCCGGCCGCGAUCACAGGAAUCACGCAGAGGAGGAAGACGACGAGUUCGCUGUGAAGAUCGAGAAGGCCGAGUUCGAGUUCAGCCACGAGGAAGAAGGCCACAGGAGCUUCACGGCCACCAUCCUAGAAGAGACAACUGCUGAUGUGAGAGCAAGUGAUCAGCACAAGGAGGCCACGGGGGAAGCCGGCCAUCAGGUGGAGGCGACGGAAGCGGGCGCGGCGGCUGUGCAGGAGAAGAAGCCGAGGAGGACCGUGACCAUCAAGGAGGAGGCCGGCGGCGUCAAGGACAAGGCCAAGAAGUCGCUGUCAAUGAAGAGGCAAUCGUCGUCGUUGAGCGGCGGCGGCCAGGUGGUCGGGGCAGGAGGGGAGGACCCGGUACCGAAGCCGCCGCUGAGGUGGGGGCUCCGGCCGAGGAUGCCGGCGGCGAACCUGAGGGUGCCGUCCAACAUCAAUGAGAAGUCGUCCAACUUCAUUGAGGAGCGCAGGAGGGGCUUCGGCGCCGGCGGCAAGCCGGGGAAAUGAGCUGACGCUCCCAGCAGGGUGGAUGCUUGCAAGCUGCAAUGUUAAUACAGUACAGUAAUUAAGUGUGUGCGUGUGUGCGUUGGUUUGGAUGAUUGUUGGUUGUAUCCAGCAGAGUUUCAUGAUGAUCACCAGAGAAGAAUCCUUGAUUGUAACUAUAGAUAAGUUUGCAGAUUCAUGUCGAUGUUA